AUGUCUGCGACAGUAUUAAUAUCGUUUCUGCUAGUAUUUUGUUUUACUUUCACUACAGUUGUGUCGACAAAAAGUAGGGGUAAUCUGGGCUUAAGUCGUGUUCACAAGCGAGAAAGUGACAAAAACAGUCUUAUUCCUUUUGUUGAAACAAAUGUAAAUAAAACCGCACCACCAGGAAAUGGAGAUAGUAACACAACAACUUCAACGCCUACCCUCUCCGGUACUCCUGGGCCAGAAGAUGCAAAAAAUAUGCAUGCCAGUGACAAAUUAAAUUGCUCCUUGGAGGCUAAUACGCAGAAUAAGACAAAUUGCUCCAACCCACAUUCUGUUGGCAAUGAUAGUUACUUGAAAUCGCUGAAAAACCAGAUGAUUGAAAACAAAGAUAUGCUUCUACGAACAUUGUACGUGACUUUAGCAAUCACCGGCAUCAUUGUUCUUUACUUUGUGACCAGAACUGUUUGGUUGCGUAGAAGACGUACAAAGUCAAGAAAGUAUAGAAUUAUUGCACAGAAUGGGGAUCAGAGAGACUUAGAGAUGGAACCACUCGGAGAUGGUAAUGAUGAUGACGAGGAUUACACCGUAUUUGAGUUGAAUGGAAGAAAAAAAUAG
This is a messenger RNA of Candidula unifasciata, 609 nucleotides long. The record is from the annotation of a GenBank genome assembly. Lineage: Eukaryota; Metazoa; Mollusca; Gastropoda; Stylommatophora; Geomitridae.